AUGACGGGGUUUACGGGUUUGGAGCUAGAGGCCGACGCUAGCGACGACCAAGUAAAGUUGGUUUACGGACGUUUAGUGAAGAGUUAUCUCCUUGAUGUUUAUGAUGGCACAUGGUCUCUUGAAGGAGGAGAAACCAAUGAAGCUCGGUUUAUCAAGAUUCAAGCAUCCUAUGAGUUGCUCAUAGAUAGUGAGAAGAGAAGCGAAUAUGAUAUGGAAAACCGAGCCAAUCCAAUAAAGGCAUCUCAAGCAUGGAUGGAAUGGUUAACGAGAAGACGCAAGGCUUUUGAUCAACGAGGUGAUAUGACGAUCGCUGCUUGGGCUGAACAACAAAAUCGCGAGUUAAAUAUUCGAAUGUGUGCUCUCUCUGGUUCGAAGGUAUUUUAUAUUAAGAAUAAUCUGAUUUCUUAA
Helianthus annuus (common sunflower) is the source of this 408-nucleotide messenger RNA. RefSeq lists its product as uncharacterized. The transcript has 4 exons. The record is from RefSeq and is a predicted model, not a curated record. Bases 1 to 408 code for a protein of 135 amino acids. Lineage: Eukaryota; Viridiplantae; Streptophyta; Magnoliopsida; Asterales; Asteraceae.